This is a messenger RNA of Schizosaccharomyces cryophilus OY26, 1035 nucleotides long. RefSeq names its product TIM23 translocase complex subunit Tim15. The record is from RefSeq and is a predicted model, not a curated record. The coding region runs from base 311 to 853 and encodes 180 amino acids. NCBI's taxonomy places the organism in Eukaryota, Fungi, Ascomycota, Schizosaccharomycetes, Schizosaccharomycetales, Schizosaccharomycetaceae. The transcript has 2 exons. Gene Ontology annotation, molecular function: protein-folding chaperone binding; zinc ion binding. Gene Ontology annotation, biological process: protein folding; protein import into mitochondrial matrix; protein stabilization. Gene Ontology annotation, cellular component: mitochondrion.
AAACAUCCCAAUGAGCGUUGUAAUCUACCUGAUUCGAAGUGAACUAAACAGUUAGAAAACUCAUGUUUCUUCAUCGUCCUUAUGAUAUAUCAUUAACCCUUACUUUUCGUGGCGCUCGAAUUUUUACUUUUGAUGAGCGCUGCAUUGACGUCCUAAUUUUUUUAAAACUAAAAUUUCUGUUUAUCUAAUUUGAAGGAAGGAGCGAAACACAAUACAACUCCUGAGCACAGUGGGUAGUGUUAAAAUGUUGGUAAUUUGAUACGUUCAAUCCCAUACGUACUGGCAACCAAAUCUAAACACCAACUAUAGGAUGUUGAAAAAUUUAAGGAUCCUCCAAAGAAUUUCUAAUAAAUAUUCAAUAAAUUACUUACCGCAUCGAUACUUAGCGGCGCCUGUAGGCAGAAUACCCUUUUUUAAAAGGCAAACAGAUUUUUCGCACAAAAGCCUGUUUCAUAACAGUAGUAUUUGUCGCAACGAUGCCAAAGUGCCAAUUUCAAAGUCUACUGGGGAAUUAGAACAACCAAAGCCUGCAUAUCAUAUCACUUUUACCUGCACUGUUUGCAAUCAUCGUUCUGGUCAUAAGUUAUCGAAACAAGCAUAUCACAAUGGUACUGUUUUUGUGGAAUGUCCCCAAUGCAAGAACCGACACCUUAUGGCAGACCAUCUAAAAAUCUUUAGUGAUAAACGAGUAACCAUUGAAGAUAUUAUCUCAAAUAAAGGAGAGAUUUUGAAGAAGGGAUAUGGCCAAAUUGUUGACGGAAAUGUGGUUGAGAUUGAACCAGACAAUUUGAAACUUAAGACCAAUCUGAAGGAGCCUUCCACUGAUAAAUCUUCCUCUGAUUCAAGCAACUGAUUAUUUUUUACUUCUUUUUAGUGUGGUAUUGAGGAUACAUAUGGAUAACGAAAAAUAUACUAGCGACUUUAUUUUUGGAACAUACAAGUCAUAAGAAAACAUUUAUGAAAUGUCUCAGACAAGCUGUACUAGAAUAAAAGUAAACCUUUAAAAGUCUAAUAUAAGUCAACUAGUGAGCAAUG